UCUGUGUGAGAGUGAACAACUGUCCAAAUGGCUCAGCAGGGACUUCUGCUGGACCAGGACCAGUUCUGUUGUUCUGUCUGUCUGGAUCUACUGAAGGAGCCGGUCACUACUGCCUGUGGACACAAUUACUGUAGAAUCUGUAUUGAGGGAUGCUGGGAUCAGGAUGAUCUGAAAGGGGUCUAUAGCUGUCCUCAGUGCAGAGAGACCUUCACUCCAAGGCCUAAUCUGAGGAAAAAUAACAUGUUGGCUGAGCUGGUGGAGAAACUGAAGAAGACAGGACUCCAGGCUGCUCCCCUUCCUGCUCUGUGCUAUGAUGGACCUGGAGAUGUGGCGUGUGAUGUCUGCACUGGGACCAGAAAGCAGAAAGCCCUCAUGUCCUGUCUGGUGUGUCUGGCCUCUUACUGUGAGACUCACCUCCAAUCUCACUAUGAAUUUCCUGCUUUGAAGAAGCACAAGCUGGUCAAAGCCACCGCACAACUACAGGAUAAGAUCUGCUCUCAUCAUGACAAACUGCUGGAGGUUUACUGUCGUACCGAUCAGCAGUGUAUCUGUUAUCUGUGUACAAUGGAUGAACAUAAAGGCCAUGAUACGGUGUCAGCUGCAGCAGAGAGGACUGAGAAACAGAGGCAGCUGGGGAUGAGUCAGCAGAAGGUCCAGCAGAGAUUCCAGGAGAGAGAGAAGGAGCUGAAGGAGCUCCAACAGGCUGUGGAGUCUUUCAAGCGCUCUGCACAGGCAGCAGUGGAGGACAGUGAUCAGAUCUUUACUGAGCUGAUCCGCUCCAUUGAGAGAAGGAGCUCUGAGGUGAAGGAGCUGAUCAGAGCCCAAGAGAAGGCUCAAGUGAGUCAAGCUGAAGGACUCCUGGAGCAACUGAAGCAGGAGAUAGCUGAGCUGAGGAAGAGAAGCACUGAGCUGGAGCAGCUCUCACACACAGAGGAUCACAUCCAUUUCCUCCAGUACUUUGGAGAUGUGAGUAAGACUGUGUCUGAACUGAGAGAGAAACUAGAAGACUUCCUUAAAGGAGAAUGGACCAAGAUCUCCACUACAGUGAAUAUAGUGGAUGUUGUACUGCCUCCAGAGCCCAAGACCAGAGAACAGUUGUUACAAUAUUCCUGUCAGCUCACACUGGACCCAAACACAGUAAACACACGCCUCUCUCUGUCUGAAGGGAACAGAAAGGUGACCUUUACACGCCAAGUCCAACCAUAUCCUGACCAUCCAGACAGAUUCACCAACCAGUGGCAAGUUCUGUGUAGAGAGGGUCUGUCUGGACGCUGUUACUGGGAGGUGGAGUGGGCUGGGGAGUGGGUUAAUACAGCAGUCUCAUAUAAAGACAUCAGCAGAACAGAGGAAGGUAAUGAUGGUGCAUUUGGAUUCAAUAACAAGUCCUGGAGUUUACAGUGCUCUAGUGAUGGUUAUUGUUUCAGACACAAUAAUGUUGAGACUAAAGUAUCAGGCCCUCAGUCCUCCAGAGUAGGAGUGUACCUGGAUCACAAGGCAGGUACUCUGUCCUUCUACAGUGUCUCUGACACAAUGACCCUCCUCCACAGAGUCCAGACCACAUUCACUCAGACCCUCUAUCCUGGGUUUAGGCUCUAUGGUACUGCUGAGCUGGUUAAACUGUAGUAGGGUCCACAUAGAUACUAGUCAUGCUGGUGUAGUCUAUAGCUGAGCUGGUUAAACUGUAGUAGGGUCCACAUAGA
Messenger RNA from Salvelinus namaycush (lake trout), 1700 nucleotides. Its product is annotated as tripartite motif-containing protein 16-like. Gene Ontology annotation, molecular function: protein binding; zinc ion binding. The coding region runs from base 28 to 1623 and encodes 531 amino acids. NCBI's taxonomy places the organism in Eukaryota, Metazoa, Chordata, Actinopteri, Salmoniformes, Salmonidae. The transcript is spliced from 6 exons. The record is from RefSeq and is a predicted model, not a curated record.